This is a messenger RNA of Polistes dominula (European paper wasp), 1767 nucleotides long. RefSeq names its product protein FAM151B. The record is from RefSeq and is a predicted model, not a curated record. Lineage: Eukaryota; Metazoa; Arthropoda; Insecta; Hymenoptera; Vespidae.
AGAGAGUUCAGUCGUUUCGUGGCUGCCGAGUUGACCGGGCGUGUCGUACUGAAGUUCUCUUCUUCAACAAUCUUUUCGCGCCGGUUUUUUUUCGUGAUUUCACCCUUUAUUUCAACCCUUCUUAUUAAUUGAUUCUUUAUUUAUCGUCUAUCAAUUUUUACCUUGUCUACAAAUUUUCUUCCAAACUUUCUAAUCGAAAAUUAUCGGAAGAAUCAUGGAUUGUACGACGUUCGCGAAAAUUCUCUCGUUCCUAACGCUGAUACAAUUUGUCAUGUGCGACGGAAUAGCACCAGACCCGAAAACCUUCUUUCAAGGGAUCAAAGGUAAUCUGACCAACAUCGUCUGGGCUCAUGCAGUCAACAGCAAAGAAAACCUUGCCAAGGCACUGACCGCAAAAAACAUCAUGAUGCUCGAGGCCGACGUGGUAUUAGGCUACCUGACGACCAAUUCAACAAAUACCAAUAUAACAAACAGCAUACCGAUAAUGGCACAUCCACCGGAAACGGAAAGUGAUCUAUCUCUGGAAGAAUUUCUAAUGGUUGUUCUUAAUGAUGGUAGCAAGGGUAUAAAAUUAGAUUUCAAGAGUAUCGAAGCAUUCGAUGGCAGCAAGUCAAUCCUUGCUAAUAAGCGAAAAGAGUUUACCGUUCCUUUGUUCUUAAAUGCCGACAUUCUACCUGGACCAGUCGAUGCCAAAACACUUCCGGUCAAUUCUACUUUAUUCUUGGAAAGUGCAAUGAAAACUUUCCCAGAAAGUGUCUUAUCCGUUGGUUGGACGACCAGAUACGGGUCAGAGCCCAACAUAACCGAAGGCCAGUAUACGGAGGAACAUAUACAGAAUAUGGUAGAUACCUUAACAAAGAACAAAGUUACUCAGUCGGUAACUUAUCCAGUGAGAGCUGGUUUAGCUGCAGGUGACAUCAACGUCAUGAAAACUUUGAUAGAUCGCAGCUCAAGCUUUGGCAAUGCAACUUUGACCAUUUGGUCCAGUCAAGGAGAUAAUGUCGAUACGAAUAAAUUAUCUGAAUUGAUAAAAACAAUUGGCAUUGAUAAAGUAUACGUCGACGUUCCCCAAGAUGUUUGGAUGAAGCUCGAUUUGUCCAAUGGUUCUUCGACCUUUAACACAGCUAUGAUGACCGUAAUGACGCUUAUUUCGUUUCUCUUCGCCAGGAUGCUGUGAAGCGAUUUAUGAGACGAUCAAUCGAGAUUCUUAGAAAGAAUACAAUUUUACAAUAAGCGAGUAUCUUCGUCCAUUCUGGACUAAUUCAAAAAAAAAAAAAAAGAAUUGAAUGCUUUAGAUCUCGCUAACUUCGCUUUCCGUCGAUCAAUUUUACGAGACGAUCGUUCAUCGAAGUAACAUCACACUUCUAUAUUCUCAUUUCUUUUUUUUUUUUUUUUUUUUUUACACGAGAUCUCUCAACAAAUUUCUCGGUCUCGUAUAUUACUCUUCUUCAUCGUCAUUUACUUCUUUAUUUUUAUUUUUAUGUACGCCUCUCCAACAAAAAAAAAAAGGAAAUAUACUUACGAAUGAUUUUCUUCGAAAAUCUUUGCGAAUAUAUGUCGUAAAUCAAUUUAACAAAAUGAGAUCAAUCACUUAAAACACAUAAACGCACGAACACAUAUACAAACUCUGACACACAUACGUAAACAAUUCCUUUCGCUUAUAAAUAUUAAUAAUAAUCGAUUAGUAGGGAUAACAAUUCACUCUUAUAGGAUUAGAUGCACAAUUUUAUCGCGAAUACCGUUUUAUACAUUUAACAAAAAAAAAAA